This is a messenger RNA of Meloidogyne enterolobii, 591 nucleotides long. The record is from the annotation of a GenBank genome assembly. Lineage: Eukaryota; Metazoa; Nematoda; Chromadorea; Rhabditida; Meloidogynidae.
AUGCCCAUAUAUUUUAAAGGAAAUCCAAAUGAUUAUAGCAAAGGAAUUCUUGCAAAAAGCCAAUUAUCUGGAGGAGGUCCUUUCCAAAGUUCUCGUUCUACUCUAGCUUCCUUUUAUAACGUAACAAAUUUAUUUAUCGGAGGCAACUUAACAUUCAAAAAUCCUUCUUUUCAUGGUUUGCAAGUUGACUAUUGCAAUAACGUUGCCAUAAUUAACAACCGAAUAUUAACAUAUGCCGUAACUAAUGGAGAUGGAAUUGAUCUUGGCAGUUCCUCCAAUGUCCAAUUACUUAAUAAUUUAUUGGAUACUGGAGAUGAUGCGCUUUCUUUAGCUGCCGGUGCUGGUCGUAUCGGCGAAAAUGGAAAACCAACAGAAUGUAUACUCAUGAGAAACAAUUAUAUUAGACACAGUCAUGGAGCACCGUCAGCUGGAAGCCAUACAGCUGCCUGGAUAAAAAAUUUACUCGUUGAGGUAUUUAGACAGAUAAAAAUUAUAGUCUAUUCGAAAGCUCCCAGAAAAGGGCUUCCAAGAAACAAAGAGCUAAGUUUAGCCAACUACCUAACUUAUUCGCUAAAGCAUAUGGAAAAAUGA